AUGUCGCAGGCCGAGGUUCCCCGUGCCGAGUCCAUCGACGAGCAAGAGCGCGCUCAUGCCGAUGGCGACAAGAAGCCUAAGUCUCGAAGACCCGCUAACACCGCAUUUCGGCAACAGCGAUUGAAAGCAUGGCAACCGAUCUUGACCCCCAAAAGUGUGCUUCCUUUGUUCUUCAUCGUCGGCGUCCUCUUUGCUCCUAUCGGCGGUGUCCUUCUCUGGGCGAGCUCGCAGGUCCAAGAGCUUGUCAUCGACUACACCGAUUGUGCCACCAGCGCGCCGGAAAAUACCAAAGCAGAUAUCUCAUCCCGGGUGUCCGCAACAUUCAAAGCAUCGACAGCGUCUAGCAAAUAUUUAUGGCAACGGUCCAAUACUACUGACAAUCAAACCGUCUGCUCUCUCUACUUUACGAUUCCCGAGUCAAUGGGCCCGCCGGUCUUCCUGUAUUACCGCCUGACCAAUUUCUACCAGAACCAUCGUCGCUAUGUCCAGUCACUGGAUUUGGAUCAGUUGAAGGGCACGGCGGUGCCUAACGGUACGAUUUCGGGCAGCGUGUGUGACCCUUUGGCGACUGACGAUGCUACCGGGAAGGCUUACUACCCCUGUGGCCUGAUCGCCAACUCCAUGUUCAAUGACUCGAUCGGCAAUCCGAUCCGAACAGCUAGCACCUCGACUAACUACACGAUGACCACGAAGGGAAUUGCUUGGGAUAGUGAUAAGGCGCUGAUUAAGCAGACGAAGUACAAGCCCUGGGAAGUUGUCCCCCCACCGAACUGGAGUGAAUACAACGGUACCUACGAGAAAACCGGCAUCCCCAAUCUUCACGAAAGAGAGGAUUUCAUGGUCUGGAUGCGCACGGCGGGGUUGCCAUCCUUUAGCAAACUCGCUCGCAGGAAUGAUGAUACCGCCAUGCCACAGGGGGAUUAUCAACUGGACAUUCUCGAUCGAUUUCCGGUCGCCGAAUACGAUGGCACCAAGUCGAUUCUACUCUCGACUCGAACCGUCAUUGGUGGCAAGAAUCCCUUCAUGGGAAUUGCUUAUGUGGUGGUUGGUGGUGUUUGUGUGCUUUUGGGAGCUUUGUUCACUGUGGCCUAUUUGGUCCGCCCGAGAAAACUGGGUGAUCACACCUAUCUAACAUGGGAUUCAACCAACCAGCCAAGCACUGCAACAGCCUCUGGGCGGGAUGAUCGACUGCGACCCAAUGCACCUUAG
Molecule: messenger RNA, 1209 nt
Organism: Penicillium canariense
Lineage: Eukaryota; Fungi; Ascomycota; Eurotiomycetes; Eurotiales; Aspergillaceae
Product: CDC50/LEM3 family protein
Exons: 6
Coding region: 1-1209 (402 amino acids)
Cellular component (GO): endoplasmic reticulum; Golgi apparatus; plasma membrane
Source: RefSeq, a predicted model, not a curated record